Molecule: messenger RNA, 2210 nt
Organism: Thamnophis elegans (Western terrestrial garter snake)
Lineage: Eukaryota; Metazoa; Chordata; Lepidosauria; Squamata; Natricidae
Gene: ALKBH5
Product: alkB homolog 5, RNA demethylase
Exons: 5
Coding region: 689-1885 (398 amino acids)
Biological process (GO): mRNA processing; mRNA export from nucleus
Cellular component (GO): nucleus
Molecular function (GO): oxidative RNA demethylase activity
Source: RefSeq, a predicted model, not a curated record
UGACCCUGGGCUGCUUUUGCUCCCUGCAUUGCAAACCAGACCCUUUAAUAAAGGCCUUUUGGGGCUGCAAGCAUGCGCACAAGGAGUGGCUGGGGAUGAUGGGUCUGGAUCCCUGGCUGGAAGGAUCUGUUUAAAAGGAAUUUCCCAUAAUGCUUCGGGGUGGGACAGAGUCGCCCGCGCAGGGCAUCAUGGGAGGCGCUUCAAAGAGGAACCAACUUCUUCGCUUGCAGUCACUUUGGCCGGCUCUUCGCGCGCGGAUUUCACUCCGGCCAAUCAACGAGCAGCCUUUUCAGGUGAGAUCUCUGAGGUCUUGGCACAAACGUCGGAGGAAUAAAAUUGGUGGCUACAGGUGGAAAUGCCGGGCUCGGCGCCCGCCUCCUUUCAAGCCUUGGGCUGAAAACUGAAUACGUAGCUUUCUCACCAGACUUGGGGGUCCCCUUGCCCCUGUUCUGGUGGUGGGCAAGGGGAAACUCUUGGAAGGGGGAGGGGGCAUCCUCCCCAUCCGGAAGGGCCCUUGAUUCGGGGCGGAGGCCAAACUGUAGGCCUUUGGCUUUCUUUCCUCCCGAGGCUCAUUCUGCAACGCCGGACCAUGCCGUGAACAUUAUACCAGGCCAUCCCGCUCACCAGCCCUUCCAGCCGCACCUCAGGGGAUUUAACCGAGAGGGCAGCGGUGACCAGGGGACUGGCCAUGGCUGGGAGUGGAUAUACGGACCUACGAGAGAAGCUCAAAUCGAUGAUGCCUUACCGGGACGGCUACAAGAGUAGCGGUGGCGGCAAGAGCAGGCGGGAUCCUGCCGAGUCCCCCUACGGGGCUGGGGGGGGAGCCCCCGAACGCAAGCGCAAGCACCACCACGAUUCCGACUCCGAGCCCACCGACUCCGAAGACCCCCUGCGGGGGGAGGAGGAGGAGGAGGAAGAAGAGGAGGCCCAGAAGGUCAAAGGCGGCAUCCGGCAGCUGCGCUUGUUCAGCCCUGAGGAAUGCGUCAAGAUCGAAGCGCGCAUCGACGAGGUGGUCUCCCGGGCCGAGAAGGGCCUCUACAAAGAGCACACGGUGGACAGGGCCCCGCUCCGGAACAAGUACUUCUUUGGGGAGGGCUACACCUAUGGGUCUCAGCUGCAGAGGCGAGGCCCCGGCCAGGAGCGGCUGUACCCGCGGGGGGAAGUGGACACCAUUCCUGAGUGGGUUCACGACCUGGUCAUCCGCAAGCUGGUGGAACACCGGGUCAUCCCCGAGGGUUUUGUGAACAGUGCGGUGAUCAACGAUUACCAGCCGGGGGGCUGCAUCGUCUCCCACGUGGACCCCAUUCACAUCUUCGAGAGGCCGAUUGUCUCGGUGUCUUUCUUCAGUGACUCAGCCCUCUGCUUCGGAUGCAAGUUCCAGUUCAAGCCCAUCAGGGUCUCCGAGCCGGUCUUCUUCCUGCCCGUGCGGAGGGGGAGCGUCACUGUACUCAGUGGCUACGCAGCUGAUGAAAUCACACACUGCAUCCGACCACAGGAUAUCAAGGAGAGGAGAGCCGUGAUCAUCCUUCGGAAAACCAGAGUAGACGCCCCCCGGCUGGAGACCCGAUCGCUGAGUAGCUCUGUGUUGGUCCCCGGCUACGCUUCGGACCGCCUGUCGGGGAGCAACCGGGACCCCAUCCUGAAGCCAAAGAGGUCCCAUCGCAAAGCAGACCCCGACGCAGCCCACCGACCUCGGAUUUUAGAGAUGGAUAAAGAGGAGAACCGGCGCUCGGUCCUCUUGCCGAAACACCGGAGGCGGAGCCAUUUCAGCUCUGAGAACUAUUGGCGGAAGUCUUCCGAGUACACAGAAGACUUGGAGGAGGAGGAAGAGGAGGAGGACGACGAGGGGAGUCCGGCACGGAAAGUGAAGAUGAGGCGGCAUUGAGGAAUUCUUUUGACACCCCCCCACAUCCUCCUUCCCCAGCCUUCGAGGUGAUGAGACUGGCUUUCAGGCUGUGAAAUGGGAUAUUUCUUCCCCUUGACUUCCCCUCUCUGAGUUAUUUCUCCUUUAGCUUCAAGGUUAUCUUGCCCCUUCUCUUCCUGUUUUAUCUUGAAAAAGAGCUGGAACAAAUCUGGCUUCCUCCCUCCCUCCCUCCCUCCCUCCUUCCGCAUCCGUGCUGGCUAGGAGGUCUGUGGUGCCGCCUGCCUGCUUUCCCGGGGCAGGUGGCCAUGCCUCAUAGCAGAGGCAGCUUUUCUGUUUUUUAAGAAAA